This is a messenger RNA of Dibothriocephalus latus, 1050 nucleotides long. NCBI's taxonomy places the organism in Eukaryota, Metazoa, Platyhelminthes, Cestoda, Diphyllobothriidea, Diphyllobothriidae. The record is from the annotation of a GenBank genome assembly.
AUGAAGCUCACAAAAGUCGAAGCAGUUUCAUCUUCGGCCGUAGAAUUUCCCAAAAUACUCAAAGACCAUUACUGUGCCGACAAAUUUGAGGUGUCUUCAAUUGAACGUUUGAAUGAAGGUGGAAGUAAGGCAGUUUACAAGGUUAGUCUUCGUCGAAAAGAAGGCGAAAACUUCCUGUACACGCCUGGAGACAGCAUCUCCCUUAUCUGCUCGAAUGCAGAGGAUGACGUCUCCUGGCUCCUUGACCACACAGACCUGGAGGGAAGUUCACCGGAUCAGUCAUUACUGAUUGAGAGAGAACAAACCAAAAAGUCGAACCCUGGGUUACCUCUCAAUGUGUGCAUCUCACCAAGACUUCUCAUGAGGCACUUUUUAGAACUGCAUUCGCCGGCCUCCAGACGCACCCUUAAUCUUCUCGUAAACCACUUCAAAAGUGACACCUGUCCGACUUCGCGGGUGCAAAAAGCUCUUCUGCACCAGCUUGUUGGCCGUGAGGGUGCUCCUUUAUAUAAUCGCUGGAUUAGGGAUAACAACCUGACCGUCAUGGAUCUUAUAGCAACCUUCGAUGCCUGUCAUCCUACAGUAACUGCUUUGUUGGAUCUAUUUCCUUCCCUGCGACCGCGCCCUUACUCCUUAGUCAACGAAUGCACUGUCUGCACGGGUGACGACCACCAGCAACUGGUUUUCGUUUACACGCGCGUGGACUUUUGCGCCACUGAAGAUCUGGGAACAGUCGAAGGCGUUACCUUUAGGCGCUACCAACGACCUCACGGAACAUGUACGGGCUGGUUGGAGGACCUCCGAAAAAAGUUGACUGGCAGCUCCUCGAAGGUCGAUCUCUUGGUCCGCCCUCGUGAAAAUAUGAACAAAUUCCGUCACCCAUCCGUAGACAUAUCCAGCAAAGAAAAUGCCCCGCUUAUCCUAAUCGCCGCGGGCACCGGUAUAGCACCAUUCAUCAGCUUUUUGCAAUAUCGACGUCGUCAAAGGCAACAGGUUAGAAGAUUUCCUUGUAAUACACUCAAUCUAAGGCAGUCUAGCGUUAUACGUUAA